GUUGAAUUUUUUUGCAUUCAAAUUUAAAAUUAAAAAAAUUGCAUGUGAGAUUUCCAUUAUAAUCCAAACGGUGUUACACGGUUGUAGGUGAGUUGUUCCGCCGGGGACUUGUUCCAUAAGAAAAAGGUGAGUUGUUCCGGCCAAUCAGAGCAAAGAGUCGCGCCCCCCUUUACAGUAGGGUAGUUGUUCCAUGAGUAUUUGAAAGAUAUAUAUUGAUUUAAAUGAUGGCAUUCAAAAUUUAUUUCAAAGAUACGUCAUCUUUUGAAAAAUCAAUUACAUGAUAAAAUUCCGAAACAAUUUUGAAAUUUGAUUGCAUUAUUAUAUUCUAAAUCAGGUUUUCCCCCACGUAUAACUUUUUCACAAAUUAAAUAUACAAUCAAUAUUUCUCUAAGCCUUAAGUCUGCUACUAUAAUCAUAAUUUCCUAUUCAAUUUGGUCUAUAAAAUUAUUUUAAUAAUGCUUUUAUUGCUUGUUGGUUUUUUUACUUAAUUCUAGUUGUGAAUUUUUUGUUGAAUCGACUUCUUCGUUAAUAUUUUGGACGGACAUUGCUGAAAAUUUUGAUUUGGGCGCUAAAAUGAAAUUGAAUUUAUAUCAAUUUAAAACUCGUGCAAAUUAAGUUUAUUAAAAAAAUCAUUGCUCACGGACGCUCACGGAGUGUUUAAUAUAUUAAAUCUUUAUUUAAAAAAUUAUUACCCUGCCAACGUAUUCGGGAUUUUCAAUUUAACUAGCAAUAAUUAUAAAUUCAAAACAAUCGACUAUCUAGAAAAUUAAAUCAGAGGUGAAAGUGAGGAAAAAAUUAAUCUUUUAGUGUUUCUUCGCCUGGAACAACUCCCCUAUUGUGCAGGGGGCGCGGCACUUUGCUCUGAUUGGCCGGAACAACUCACCUUUUUCUUAUGGAACAAGUCCCCGGCGGAACAACUCACCGUAUACCAUCUCCCUUCCCCCUCUCCCGUAUUCCCGCUGCUUAAUAAGCAGCGGGAACAAUUGUGCCAAAAUAAAUCAAACCCUCCUCAGGUCAGCUGGCGCCUGGCGCACAACGCGGAUGCCACACGCAAGGAGUUUGGAACUAACUCCUCGGUCCGGUCACAUUGCACACACGCAUUUCUGUUUUGCAGCCCGACUUCGAUCUCCAGCGUCGCCCUGAAAAGGGUAGAUUUUAGGGUGCACGGCUGCACGCAGAGCCGCAGAGUGAUCAAACCUGCGACCUUCACGCACUUGUCAAUCAGAUUCCCAUUUGUAUUUUUCGUGGUUUCAGAUUGCAUACCUGAUUUUGGAACAACAAUGAGCAAGAAUAAAAAGAAGAAAGUGAAUAAUGGAAAAGUCGGAAUAAUAAGCAGGGAUAAUCUGCACUACCUGCAGCACACAAUGCACCGGGAACUGCCACUAUCACCUACUGAACUAGCAGAUGAAGAGAUUGAGAAAUCAUUCUUCCUAGAACUGACCAAGCAUGUGGCUUAUUUACCCUACCUUCCGUGGAUUGAGUGCUGCAAGGACAGUAAACAACCAUCGGACGAUGUUCUGUCAACUCGAGAAUCAUUCCUCAAAAAUAUAUUUUUCACCAAAAACAAACUGCUUAUGACACUCUACCUCACCCAGACACUGGCCAUGCCAGAGUAUGCAGACAAAGAAUUCUACACUUGUCAGCUCUUGUUCUGCGGAAAAUCCAAGACGGAGGAGGAUCGAUUCUACGACCUCACCAUGGCAACUCGGACAGCCUUCAGUAUUGAAUGCUCAGGUCUUUCCUUCUGGAGCAAGGUGGAUGAGGCCGCCAGGGAUAAUGACAAGUCUACACUGAUGGCCUUGGCAGCUUUUGUCACCAAUUACUCGUCAUGUGAACUUUCUUCGCACAGAAUGAAAAACCCUGCUGCGAGGGGAAAUAAGGAAACUGCUGAGGAGGAUUUCCUGUUCAACGAGGGAGUCCUUUGGCAACUGCAUUUCAAUCCUGUCCUGCUCAACCAGUGGCUUGUGGCAGCUCAAAACGCUUUGCUGAAUUUUGAAAUAAACCACAACUUUCAUACUUUCAAGAGCUCAUCCUUUCCACCACAGAUUGCCUCUGCAGUCCAAAUUAUCUUGAUGUUAUUUAGUGAUCUGCAAAGAAGACUGAACUACGGAUUUGCCCUGAUUGGCCAUCAGGUGAAAAUGUAUCCAAAAAAGGACGAUAGAGUGACUACACUGAUUAUGGAGGACGUCGUUGCACCCUGUUUGGGCUAUCUGAAGGCGUUCCUUUUUAGAGAUAAUAACCAUGAGUUAUUCCUAUUACACUUCUUUAAAUCUCUGCCUGGUGUAAUUGCGCAACUUCGUGCCAAGAAUGAUAAAACUGAAGAGAAAAAAGAAGUUUUCAUUCAUAAUGGAAACAUCUUUGUGGACUCUGAUAAUGAACUAGAGGAAUCUAUGUAUACCUUUUCGUAUUGGGUCAACAGUUUUAAAGUGAUCAAGCCUUGCUUUGGUGACAUCAUUACAAAAAUCGAGGAUCUGAAGGCAAAAAUCAACGAGAGCAAGGUAUUCUCACUUUUGGACGAAGCACCAAUUUUCACGAGCUCACUUGACAAAGCUUUAAACAAGGUUUAUCUCUCGAAGUCAGCAAAUUUAAAAUUUCUAGAUCACACGAGCUACACAAAGUUUUUAAAAAAUGUAGUUACCGAAAUGUCGAAAACAUACAAUGGAACCCAAGUUCACACUAUCACUCAGAGCAGUUGCCUGCUAACUUUGCUUGUUCAAGAGCACAAUUCCAUCAUGCUCGGUUUGCUAUCCAGAUCGACCCCUUUUGUUGCAAACCGAACAUUACAUCAAGAUGCUGAUGAAAGCUUUUUGAUAGAGUUGGACAUUAACCGAGCAUUUUGGAUCUUUGAUGAAUUUGUAAAAGCUGAUGGCUUUCAGAAGAUGGUUGACAAAAGUUUGGAAGGAUGGAAUGGAUCGAGCUAUAUUCCCGAAAAGCUUUUGCAGACGCUGGACCAAGCCAAGCCGCAGAACUCAAUUGAGGAACGUGUGUUCCAACUGGCAAAGCAAAUGGUCCAUGUGGAAACUAAAAGUAAUCCAAGAUACCCUGACUGGACCUUCAUCUACUACAUCCUGCCAGCUUUUGUGAAUUGCUUCCGCAAAGAUAGUAGCCCCGAUUUCAAGUACAAGUUGUCCAUGUUCUUCCUUGAGGAGCUAGUAGAUCUUUUUUCCAAAGAUCAUGAUGCUUGGAAGUCUCGAUCAGGUCCUGAAGAAACAACAACCAACCUGCUUUCAGGAAAUCCAAGACAUGUGACAUCCCUCCUGGCGUUUAGGAGAAAGUUCCUGGAUCGUAUUUGCAGUGUUGUGCCAAAGAAGUUCAGAACAAUCUCAACUCCGAUAAUGAAGUUGAAUGAGCUGCUCUCCCAGAACGCAGCCAACAAUGUUCCAUCCACAGACCCAGCCAUGACCAAAUAUCUGCACAGGCUGGCCCUGGAUUGGACCCUGAAAGGUGCUUCCUGGACGAACAUGAUAAUAUUCGCGCUGACGGAAGGCAUGGCUAGAUUCGGGUCUUUGUGUGCAUCUGCAGAGGCUUCACCGGCUCCGUCACAGCUCAAAAGCCUGCUGCUGGCAGUUUACGCAAUGAUUGAACUGGUGACUGUUUACCAGACUGAAUCCUCUUUGGCCAAAGGUUGCACCUUCAGACUGCAGACUCUUGAGGAGGUCUACUUGGAUCUGCUGGGAGGAAGCAAAGGAAGGGGCCAAACUGCAGUCACAGCCUGGCAAAGGCUCGGCGUCCUUCUGCACCAACUGUACGAAAUGUGCAAGACCAUUCUAGUCCCGGAAAACUACGCCCCACCAAACUGCUACCCUGAGAACACCAAGCUCAUUCUCAAGUACUUCGUCCAAAAGGACCUGCGCAAGCUCAAGCUGGAAAUUGCUUCAAUGUGCAUCGAUCUUGAUCGCCAAAAUUGGACUUGGGCUGCCUUGGAGGUCAUCAAGAGACCUUCUGAAAAGCUGUUGUUUGCACCAUACCUCUCAAGACUUGAUAAAGAAGAGGGCAAAAUCAGAAGCUGGAAAGAAGACUUGUUGCUGCCCCUGAAGCACUGCCGUUUCUGCGGAAGAGUCGAAGAGAAUCUGGUCAUGUGCAGCUUUUGCGAGGAUGAUGAAGAAUAUCCUGAUGUCAACUGGUUCUGCGGAGAGAGGUGCGAGAAUCUUGCCAUGAAGAAGUGUCAGCACAACGAGGAGCAUGACCAAUUCAUAAUUGAGAAAAUCAGUAUCUGAAAUCUCAUGAUAUACAAUUUUUUUCACAUACAUGUUGAAAAUAUGAUAUUUUCCAUUAUUUUUACAUAUUUUUUUUCGUUUUUUCUUAUCUAUAAACCUAAUAAUUCUAAUGAUAAUGAAAGAUUUAAUUUAUUCUACUAUUUAAAUAAAAAAUUUAUGAAAUUGAUAUUUUAAAAUUAUGAUUUUUAUGUCUUACAGUUUAUUGAUUUUUAUUAGUGCAGUUUAACUUAUUACAACAAAAGUUCGACAUAAAAUACAAUCCAUUUAGCUUUUAUAGUCCACGGAAAUAUUUGGAAUUAUUAUAUCACCGGCCGUUUCAAUCAAAAUUUAAUUCUCACUCGUAAAUGUUCUUAAUUUAAAAUUUGAAUGCAAAAAAAAUCUUGGUCGUAGUAGUUUCGGCUUGAAUUUAAGUUUCUUCAUUAAAAAGCUAUUAUAUUUAUUUUAUUCUUCCAUUUGAUACAUAGUCAUGAACACUAAUAUUUAUAUAUUUUCAAUAAUUUUAUUAGUUAUAGGAUUUUAGCGGCCAGUUAAACUUUAAAUUUCAGCUUAUUCUUGCACAUUUUGGAAGCAUGAAAAAUGAUUUUAAUAAAUUUCUAUUAUUUAGUUU
Neocloeon triangulifer is the source of this 4824-nucleotide messenger RNA. RefSeq lists its product as uncharacterized. The record is from RefSeq and is a predicted model, not a curated record. The coding region runs from base 1281 to 4217 and encodes 978 amino acids. Lineage: Eukaryota; Metazoa; Arthropoda; Insecta; Ephemeroptera; Baetidae. The transcript is spliced from 4 exons.